Dichomitus squalens LYAD-421 SS1 is the source of this 864-nucleotide messenger RNA. RefSeq lists its product as uncharacterized. The transcript is spliced from 2 exons. The coding region runs from base 1 to 864 and encodes 287 amino acids. The record is from RefSeq and is a predicted model, not a curated record. NCBI's taxonomy places the organism in Eukaryota, Fungi, Basidiomycota, Agaricomycetes, Polyporales, Polyporaceae.
AUGCUCAAUCCGUUGCCCCAACCACCCUCUCUACCACACGACACCGAGUGCGGAUCACUAGGUCCUGACAGUCAACAACAUUCCUCGACUUCCAGCAACAACAUACCUGAGGAGAUGGCCACAGCCAAGACUCCGAGCGGCGAUGCAGGAUCUCCUCCAAGUCCGGGUCAGGCUGCACCAGUCAUGGAGCCAGUGGGGCCGUCCAAUGAGCCGUUGGAUCCCCCGAUCGACCGAUACGACCCUAGGAACUGGGCUAUGUUCACACCCGCAACACGCCGCGACAAGCAUCUUGAGCGUGCUCGAAUCCUACUUUCUGAAUGGCGCGACAACACAUGGCUCGCACAUUACAAAAGUCAGCCGUUUGGACCACCAGGAAUAUUACCCGAUACUGUACUCACCGCACUUGCUACUCGCACGUCCUACCGUGCCCUGGAGGAUAUCCGGGACCUCCGAUGGAUCCUCGCCAAACGUCAUGCUACCGAGGUCCUCAAGUUGCUUGAAAACCUCGAUCGCGAGGUUGCCCUGGACGACAUGCGCGAGGAAAAGUCUAAGCGAGAGGCGGAGGACAUUAGAAAGAAGGCACGGGAAGAUGAACGUGAGCAUGAACGUAUCCGUAAGGUGCUCGAGGCCGCUAAGAAGCGUGAAGAGGCUGCUGUGAGGAAGGCGGCCGAGGAGGCCCGCAAAACUCGCCUCAGAGCGAUCAAGGAGGCGGCCAAGCUGAUCGGGAGGAGACAGAAGGAGGUCCGUGCUGAGGAAACCAAGGCGAGAAAGAGGGCAGGGAAGGAGGCUGAGAAGUCAGUCCUCGUCCUCAUCCUCGUCCUCGUCCUCGCCCCCUCAAAUGUCCUCGUGUCGAGGACGGCGUAG